Ctenocephalides felis (cat flea) is the source of this 2506-nucleotide messenger RNA. Its product is annotated as zinc finger protein 37-like. The transcript is spliced from 9 exons. NCBI's taxonomy places the organism in Eukaryota, Metazoa, Arthropoda, Insecta, Siphonaptera, Pulicidae. The coding region runs from base 155 to 1735 and encodes 526 amino acids. Gene Ontology annotation, biological process: regulation of transcription by RNA polymerase II. Gene Ontology annotation, molecular function: DNA-binding transcription factor activity, RNA polymerase II-specific; RNA polymerase II cis-regulatory region sequence-specific DNA binding. Gene Ontology annotation, cellular component: nucleus. The record is from RefSeq and is a predicted model, not a curated record.
UUUCAACCCUUGCGAAAUAGAUGUCCCUUCGCUGCAAUUUGAAGUGGUGUUUGUGUGUAUUGAAUAUUCUCUUGUUAAAGUGAUUAUAUUUCUAAUAAAGAAAGUAAUUAUUAUAUAGAAAUGGUGAUUUAGAUUACCUACAAACUCCAUAACAAUGAAUUUCUCUCCAUUCGGGGGCCAUUUUCCGGCCACAAUUCCUUCCAUACACCAAUUUGCUGCAAAGUUUACUCAUGAUGGAACUAGCUCUUUAAUGACACAAGAUGGUACUAAUCGUUACCAUACUGCCAAUAUGGCCCAUUUUAAUCAACACCAUACUCCUUUAGGAGUCCCCGUUAAUAUGGGAAAAUUCAGACAGACUGAUGCUGGAACAAUUGUUAGUUCUAAUAAUACUAAUACAAGCCAACACAAUAUGAUGAAUAAUGUUUCAACUUCCAAAUACCACACAUCUGCUUCGAAUAUUACUCAUCAAUACACACCAUCAGCGAAUAUAGCAGUUCCCUAUUCGCAACCCAAUAAUAUUCAACAAAAUUCUCAGAUGCAUGUACAAAAUCGCACAGAAGAUAAAGGGCGCACACAAAUUAACAAUUCAAAUUAUCACAACCAGGCAGGUUCUGGACAAAAUGGAAAUGAGAUUGCACAGGACUUAUGUGCUAUAAUGCAAGCUAGUGGACAGUUACCUGAAGCGAAUAAAGAUAGAAGGCAUGAUAAAUCAGUGAAACAGGAACGAGAACAGCAAGAUGAUAGACCUGCCAGUGGAGAAAAUGAAUAUAAUAAUGCUAUGCAUCAACAAUCAAUUCACCAUCAUAAUCAAUCAACUGCGAUGCCAGCAACAUGGCAGAGUUUAGCUGCACCAGGCUCCACUGUCGCUGACUACUUAUCACAUCUGCCAGCAUCUACAUUACCAUUGUCUCUGCAUCAUUUUCUGAAAUACUCUGCGGAGAGCAUUAAAAAGGAAAGCCUUAAUAAUCAGCAAGCAGAUCUUGUUGGUGUUGUUAGUCAGAGCUCAAACUUAAAUCUGGUUGGAAAUGGUACAAGUAACAUGAACUUGGUUGUGAACAACACCAGUACAACAACUGAUAAUGCACCGGCUAAGAAAAAAAAGAAGAAAAAGGCUCCAAAGGAAAAAAAACCUCGACCUAAACCAGGAGAAAUUCGGUUGACAACUGCGUUAGAUGGUUCUACAUUAUAUUGCUGUCCUGAGUGCCAAAUGGCUUACCCAGAGAAAGAAUUGCUGGAGCAACAUCUUGUUGGUCAUACAUUAGAACGAAGAUUUGUUUGUGAUAUUUGUAAUGCUGCUUUAAAAAGAAAAGAUCAUUUGACCAGGCAUAAACAAUCUCAUAACCCUGAACGACCUUACGUAUGCACUGUUUGCUUGAAAGCGUUUAAACGCAAGGAACAAUUGACUCUUCAUUUUGUCAUUCAUUCUGGAGAAAAGCGACAUAUUUGUCCAGAGUGUGGAAAAGGUUUCUAUCGCAAAGAUCACUUGCGCAAACACACCCGGUCGCAUAUAGCGCGCCGGGUCAAGGCAGAACUCAGCCAGCAAUCUGGUCCAACGUCUGGUAAUGGGAGUAAUCCUACUCCUCAAAGUGCAAGUAAUCACCAGAAUAAUACUACCAGUGUGUCAAAUCAGACUUCAAUGAUAACAGCACAUGUUUUGCAAGGUGCUCAGGUGGCUACACCUACGCCUCUCCCACAACCUCCUGGAGGAGGUGGAGGGCAGUCUUUACUCUCCUGAAUGAGUGAUAUGGGGAACGCUUCGGACGUCCCCUCGCUUCAGGGCGCUGAUUUUAUGGCUUUCGUGUCGGCCGCAAAAGAUGCGUUUUGAGAUUGAUUUUAUUUAUUUGCUUCAUAUUUUUUGAGGGAAUAAAUAUUAAAAAUGAUUUAAUUUACAAUAUGCCUACAUAAUAUAUACAUUUAGUUUCACUUUGCUUAUAUACUAUAGUCACAAACUUCCAAAUAGGAUAACCACAGUCAUUAGUUAAUAUUAUCAAUGAAAAUAAUAUGUACUGCAUAUAGAUUUAGUUAGUCAUGCGUAUAAUAUAUUACACUUACGCAUUUUAAAGCUUAGCAGUAAAUCUGCUGCAUAAAAUAUUUUAUAUUAAAUAAAAUGCGUAUAUUUGAAACAACUUAAAUUUAGAACAAAAAACCUGCAAUGCAUAGCAUGCCAUCUGCAAAUUUUAUAUUUUAUUAUAGAGACACGUUGUUUUUAAACUUAAUUAAAUCGUAGAAAAUUCUACUAUAAAGUUUAAACAGCUGGAUGUUGGAUGCUGACAUCCAGCUGUUUUUCAAAUUAUUUUCUGAUUCAUGCCAUUUUUAUAUACAUAUGUAGAUAGGAAUAAACAUUCCAUAUUUGCUGUAGCUUAUUCAGACUUAGAAGAUGUAAACAUUUAGAAGAUAUAAAUAUUCAAUGUACAUAAGGGAUUAUUUUAAAAUGAUGAAUAUUAAGCUGACAAAUUUAAUAUAAUGUGGCAGAUACAGCCAUAUUAUAAUCUGUGAAACUUCGAUG